UUCAGUUGAAGAACGUACCCUUUGAAUGUUCCCUGAGAAAGGUCGUGUUAACGGUACGCUGCCUUUUCGCUGAUUAGUCCGUGGGAUUCAUCAAUAAUGCGUAACAAUAAGGAUUGGCUCAGUCCUACGGUCAAGUUAAACGACAUUCCCAUCCUAGCUUCAAUCACUUGUCUAUCCAUCUGCCCCAACUUUUUGGACGGGAACAAAGAACGGCCGAAUUUUUUCUACCGUCUCUUCCACACUUGUCGGGAGCUGCAGCACUUAGAUGUCUCUUGUGCUUCGUCGGUGCUACUCACCGACUUCCUUGGUUCCCUCUGUGUCGCACCUCGGCUGCAUUCGUUCGUGCUCACUAGGCCUCGAAAAGUGAAUGAAGGCGAUUUCACAAAGGCCGCGAUGCGUGCGGCGAGAAUGCAUCAUGACUUGCGCGAGUUCACAUUCCGGGAUGUGAAUCCUUGGGACCAUUGGGACUAUCUGACUAUCUUAACGGGACAUUCAGGACGAAGAGCAUAGGAACCUACGUCGUUGUGCGCGACGGUAUUUCGCUACCAUUUGUUCACGCAUGAGAGGCGGGCAUCAAUGCUAUGGGUCGACGCUAUACGCGUACAUUCAAUCGCAAUCUUUCGGCGGGUCCGAUGUUUCCUGUAGGUUGAAGGUCGCUACUAUCAUUAUAGUUAGUCGUAUACACACGACCAAUACAUGUCUAUUACUUGAUGAG
This is a messenger RNA of Guyanagaster necrorhizus, 715 nucleotides long. RefSeq lists its product as uncharacterized. The record is from RefSeq and is a predicted model, not a curated record. NCBI's taxonomy places the organism in Eukaryota, Fungi, Basidiomycota, Agaricomycetes, Agaricales, Physalacriaceae. The transcript is spliced from 2 exons. Bases 97 to 510 code for a protein of 137 amino acids.